Molecule: messenger RNA, 654 nt
Organism: Patiria miniata (bat star)
Lineage: Eukaryota; Metazoa; Echinodermata; Asteroidea; Valvatida; Asterinidae
Product: BLOC-1-related complex subunit 8-like
Exons: 6
Coding region: 156-623 (155 amino acids)
Cellular component (GO): BORC complex
Source: RefSeq, a predicted model, not a curated record
UUACCUCAUACAUUGUAAGUCUGUGUUUGCAAAGACGGGUUUCGAAAAAUGGACUGACAAUGACAUUUUUAAAGGCAACGAAAAUCAUGUAAAUUAAGCAGUUUGAAAUUUGAAAUUGUUGAGAAAAGGCUAGAAAUUAGCGUCGGCGACUAGUAAUGGAUUCUUUCGGUAGUCAAGCUCUUCUUCAUGCAUCAAUAAAUCGAAGUUCAGAUUCUGGUGAUCCUGAAGUGGAAUAUCGAGUCAAAAAAGUUACCGAGAAGUUCUCCGAGUGUAUGCAUAUUGUUGCCAAUGAGCCGUCGCUUGCCAUGUUCAGAAUUCAAGAACACAUCAGGAAGUCUCUACCAAAGCUUGCAGAGUGUAAGAUGGAGCUUGGUCAGACGCAACAACUUGUCCAAGGAGCCUAUUAUGAUGUGGAUUAUGCCAUCAGGGCAGUGAGUGAUAUACAGAAUAGCACUCAGUCCUUCGCAUCAAUAGAAAAUAUGCUGAAAGACUCCAUAACAUGCAAGAGACAACUAAAUGCCAAAGCCCAAGCAGCCAAGGCAGUGAAAGCAAGCAGAGAUUCUCCUCUGACUCUAAUCAAAGAUGAGACGGGAGAAACGGCCAGUACAGGUUCAAAUACCUGAGGAUUGGAAGCAAGGAAUCUUCUAGAUGACA